AUGGGUACGAGGACGACCCUGCCGGCAAGAUGGGUACGAGGAGGACCCUGCCGGCAAGAUGGGUACGAGGAGGACCCUGCCGGCAAGAUGGGUACGAGGACGACCCUGCCGGCAAGAUGGGUACGAGGGUUCCCAUGCCGUCAAGAUGGGUACGAGGACGACCCUGCCGUCAAGAUGGGUACGAGGACGACCCUGCCGGCAAGAUGGGUACGAGGACGACCCUGCCGGCAAGAUGGGUACGAGAACGACCCUGCCGGCAAGAUGGGUACGAGGAGGACCCUGCCGGCAAGAUGGGUACGAGGACGACCCUGCCGUCAAGAUGGGUACGAGGACGACCCUGCCGGCAAGAUGGGUACGAGGACGACCCUGCCGGCAAGAUGGGUACGAGAACGACCCUGCCGGCAAGAUGGGUACGAGGAGGACCCUGCCGGCAAGAUGGGUACGAGGACGACCCUGCCGGCAAGAUGGGUACGAGGGUUCCCAUGCCGUCAAGAUGGGUACGAGGACGACCCUGCCGGCAAGAUGGGUACGAGGAGGACCCUGCCGGCAAGAUGGGUACGAGGACGACCCUGCCGGCAAGAUAUAAACAAAACACAAAUGAAGGACGAGAUGCGUGGGGUUCUAUACAAGUGUAGGAUUGGUAAUAUUCCACUAGAUAUUGCCCUCUCGUGCCGUAUAUAUUGCCAGCUUUCACGCUCAACACAUUUUGGCCUCGCGCUCAUCAGCUCCAAGAAAGUGCAGCUUCAUCGAUUUCGCAACCUAGCAGACACCAGCAGCACCGCCAGUGUAAACAGCAGCAGAAAUUGCAGUAAAAUAAGCAGCAGCAGCAGCACCAUCAUCACGAGAACCCCAUUACCACCAGAACCAACACCAUCACUACAGUCACCCUCAGAAACACCUACCCGGUCAAAACUACAUGGAACAGGGCCAACACCACUUUCAGAAUCAGCAGCUGAACCAUCAACACCACCAGAUACAGCACCUGAACCAUCCACACCAACAGAUAGAGCACCUGAACCAUCCACACCAACAGAUACAGCACCUGAACCAUCAACACCACCAGAUACAGCACCUCAACCAUCAACACCAACAGAUACAGCACCUGAACCAUCCACACCAACAGAUACAGCACCUGAACCAUCAACACCACCAGAUACAGCACCUCAACCAUCAACACCAACAGAUACAGCACCUCAACCAUCCACACCAACAGAUACAGCACCUGAACCAUCAACACCACCAGAUACAGCACCUGAACCAUCCACACCAACAGAUACAGCACCUGAACCAUCAACACCACCAGAUACAGCACCUCAACCAUCAACACCACCAGAUCCAGCAGCCGAACCAUCCACACUACCACCACCACCAUCAUCACCUGUUCGAAUUCCCAAUCCUUCUCUGACACGGCUCUGCCAUAAACACCUUCACUAUCACCUCGUCCAACGAGCACCGGAACGGCACCGUCCCGAAAACAUUUGA
Molecule: messenger RNA, 1482 nt
Organism: Procambarus clarkii (red swamp crayfish)
Lineage: Eukaryota; Metazoa; Arthropoda; Malacostraca; Decapoda; Cambaridae
Source: RefSeq, a predicted model, not a curated record